AUGAACCUGCUCGCCGCCGCCGGCAUCUACGUGAUCUCGGACCUCUCCAACCCAACCCAAUCCAUCGACCGUUCCGACCCGGCCUGGGAAACCAGCCUCUACACGCGCUACACGAACGUCAUCGACGAGCUCAUCCAAUACAACAACACCUUGGGCUUCUUCGCUGGCAACGAAGUCUCCAAUGACGUCGCCACCACGGAUGCCAGCGCCUUUGUCAAAGCCGCCGUCCGGGAUACGAAAGCUUACAUCAAGAGCCAGGGAUACCGGUCCAUUGGUGUUGGGUAUGCGACUAACGAUGACUCCGACAUUCGGGACAAUAUAUCAGACCACUUCAACUGUGGGAGUGAGGACGAGAGUAUUGAUUUCUGGGGGUAUAACAUCUACUCCUGGUGUGGAGAGUCGAGUUAUACCAAGUCCGGCUUUGAUAAGCGGACGGAAGAGUUUAGGAAUUAUUCCGUGCCGGUGUUCUUCUCCGAGUAUGGAUGUAAUGAGGUCCAGCCGAGGAAGUUCACGGAGAUUAAGACGCUGUUUGGGGAGAAGAUGAAUGAUGUUUGGUCCGGUGGUAUUGUGUAUAUGUAUUUCCAGACGGAUAAUGAUUACGGCCUCGUCUCCGCCAUCGACAGCACCAGCGUCUCCAAACUCGCCGACUUCACCUACUACUCCUCCCAAAUGGCCAGCGCCACACCCACCGGCACAAACAAAGCAUCCUACACCCCCACCAACACCGCCCUAGAAUCCUGCCCAGCUGUAUCCUCUGACUCCUGGCUCGCGACCUCCUCCCCACUCCCACCUACCCCCAACGACCAACUCUGCACCUGCAUGGACAACGCCUCCGGAUGCGUGGUCAAACACUCCGUCUCAUCCAGCGACUACGCUGACCUAUUCAGCACUGUGUGCGGAAUGACCUCCUGCGAUGGCAUCUUGCAUAACGGUACCACGGGUAAGUAUGGUGCGUAUAGCAUGUGCGGUGCAAAGGAGCAGUUGAAUUUCGUUCUCGACAAGUAUUGGACGGAGCAGGGAAAGAAGGCGAAUGCGUGUGGGUUCGGGGGGUCUGCGACCACGACUAGUACUGUCAAGGCGACGGGGACAUGUAGUGCGUUGAUGAAGGAGGCUGGGACGGAGGGGACGGGGACGGUUACGAGUAAGCCAUCGGCGACAGCGGCGGCGAGUGGGAGUGUGAGUGGAACGGCGGGUGUGAGUGCUGUUGGGUCGGCAGGGAGUGCGAGCUCGGGAAGGGGAAGUGUGAUGAUGGUUAGUGUUGGGACGUGGCAGGUGGGUGUGUAUAUUGUUACGGGUGUUGUGGCGGGGUUGGGGAUGGUGUUGCUGUAG
Molecule: messenger RNA, 1329 nt
Organism: Aspergillus luchuensis
Lineage: Eukaryota; Fungi; Ascomycota; Eurotiomycetes; Eurotiales; Aspergillaceae
Product: glycoside hydrolase family 72 protein
Exons: 2
Coding region: 1-1329 (442 amino acids)
Biological process (GO): fungal-type cell wall (1->3)-beta-D-glucan biosynthetic process
Cellular component (GO): fungal-type cell wall; cytoplasm
Molecular function (GO): 1,3-beta-glucanosyltransferase activity
Source: RefSeq, a predicted model, not a curated record